UUGAGUUAUCUGGCGCUGCAAGAGGAGGGUCUCCUCCUUGUGGACCCACUCACUGACUCCGCCCACACCCACCCAUCACCAUGGCGCUGACGCUGUGGUUACUGUGGGUGUGUGUCGCCACCCUGGACAACAUCAGUCCAUCAGAACAAGGUAUGAGUCGUGCAGCGAUGCCCUUCGGCCUGAUGCGGCGGGAGCUGGCAUGCGAGGGCUACCCCAUUGAGCUGCGCUGCCCAGGAAGUGAUGUCAUCAUGAUCGAGACGGCCAACUACGGCCGCACCGACGACAAGAUCUGCGACGCGGACCCCUUUCAGAUGGAGAAUGUGCAGUGUUACCUGCCCGACGCAUUCAAGAUCAUGUCACAAAGGUGUAACAACAGGACCCAGUGUGUUGUGGUGGCGGGGGCUGAUGUGUUCCCAGAUCCCUGCCCAGGCACCUACAAAUACCUGGAGAUCCAGUAUGAGUGUGUCCCUUACAAAGUGGAUCAAAAAGUAUUCGUCUGUCCCGGCACGUUGCUGCGGGUUCAGGACGCUAAAGAGGUGAAGGAGGCGGAGCAUCAGUCGGGGGCGUGGUGUAAAGACCCGUUGCAGGCGGGCGAUAGGCUGUAUGUCAUGCCCUGGACGCCCUAUAGGACGGACAUGCUGUACGAGUACGCCUCCUGGGACGACUACCGCCAGAGCAGCGUCACCACCACCUACAAGUUGCCUAGCCGUGUGGACGGCACAGGCUUUGUGGUGUACGACGGCGCGGUGUUCUACAACAAGGAACGCACGCGCAACAUCGUCAAGUACGACCUGCGCACGCGCAUCAAGAGCGGCGAGGCCAUCGUGACGGGCGCAAACUACCACGACACCUCGCCCUACCGCUGGGGCGGCAAGUCCGACAUCGACCUGGCCGUGGACGAGAACGGCCUGUGGGUCAUCUACGCCACCGAGACCAACAACGGGAGGCUGGUCGUCAGCCAGGUGAACCCCUACACGCUGCGCUUCGAGGGCACGUGGCAGACUACGUUCGAGAAGCGUUUGGCGUCCGAUGCCUUCGUGGCGUGCGGCAUCCUGUAUGCUGUGCGCUCCGUCUACCAGGACGACGACAGCGAGGCGGGAGGUGACCUCAUCCUUUACGCCUACGACACGCGGCGGAACCGUCCGGAAACCGUGCGCAUCCCCUUCCCCAACCCCUACCAGCAUAUCUCCUCGGUCAACUACAACCCCCGCGACAACCAGCUCUACGUGUGGAACAACUACAAUGUGCUGCGCUACCCGCUCGAGUUCGCUCCACCUCAACCCACCACUGAGCCGGCGCCCCAGUACACCAGCACCACCCCUCUCUCCCCCCUCUACUCCACCACGCUGUCCCUGGGCUUCAGUGCCACGCCCCCGCGCCCGGCCGCCACGCUCCACCCGGUGGGGGCCAUCAACCGGCGCCCCAUCACCGCCACCGUGCCCCUCCUCACCCAGCGGCCCCCGCUGCUCCGCCCGCAGGGCCCCCGCGCCCCCCAGUGUGACGGCAGGGUCACCAGGGGCGUGCAGUGGCCCCCCACACACAGGGGGGAGACCGUGGAGAGGCCGUGCCCUAAAGGGUCCCUGGGUAUUGCCUCCUACCAGUGUUUGCUGUCUCCGGUCAUGUGGAACCCCAGAGGCCCUGACCUCAGCAACUGCACCUCACCCUGGGUCAGCCAGGUAGCUCAGAAGAUUAAGAGUGGGGAGAACGCAGCACACAUCGCCGGCGUGCUGGUCAACCACACCCAGGGGCGGAUCUACGCCGGUGAUGUCACUUCCUCUGUGCGCCUGCUGGAGCAGAUGCUGGACAUCCUGGACGCGCAGCUGCAGGCCCUCCGCCCUGGAAACAAGGAGUCGGCCGCACGCAGCUACACCAAGCUGCAGAAGCGUGAAAGGACCUGCCGAGGGUUCAUCCAGGCGGUGGUGAAGACGGUCGAUAACCUCCUAGACGCUCUGGACUCCUGGCAGGACAUGAACAGCACUGAGCAGUCACACACUGCCACUAUGCUAUUGGACGUUGUUGAGAAAGGAGCCUUCCUAUUGGCCAAUAACCUCUACGAGGGGCGGUUCAGUGACCGGGCACCCAAUGUUGAUCUGGAGGUGUAUGUUCUGAACACUGAGGCGGAUGUGCAGGACCUCUCUUUCCCUCACUCCUAUGACAGCGACAGCACCAUCCACCUCUCCUCCAGCACCAUCAAGCAGUACAGCCGCAACGGUCAGGUGAAGGUGGUGUUUGCCAUGUUUAAGAACCUGGGUUCCUUCCUGACCACGGAGAACGCCUCGGUGAAGGCGGAGUCAGCGCUGAGGCCACCAGGCCGUCAGCUGGCGGUCAACUCCCACGUCAUCUCUGCAUCUAUGAACAAAGAGUCCAGUCGAGUGUUCCUGACCGAGCCGGUGGUGUUCACACUCAGACACCUACAGCUGGAGAACCACUUCAGUCCAAACUGCACGUUCUGGAACUACUCGGAGCGCUCCAUGACGGGCCAGUGGUCCGUACAGGGCUGCAAGCUGCUGGAGACCAACAGCACACACACCACCUGCUCCUGCAGCCACCUCACCAACUUCGCCCUGCUCAUGACCCAACAGGAGCGCAAUGUGCGCGGGCCUAUGGAGGAGCUGCUGCUGGUGGUGAUCACCUGGGUGGGCAUGGUGGUGUCUCUGGUGUGCCUGGCCCUCUGCCUCACCACCUUCUGCCUGCUGAGGGGCCUGCAGAGCGACCGCACCACCAUCCACAAGAACCUCUGCCUCACCCUCUUCAUCGCACAGCUGCUCGCGCUCUUCGCACGCAUGGACAAGAUACAGUACCCUGUCCUGUGCCCAGUGCUGGCUGGCCUGCUCCACUUCUUCCUGUUGGCGGUGUUCUGCUGGCUGUGUGCCGAGGCGGUGCAGCUCUACCUGCUGCUGGUGGAGGUGUUCCAGAGCGACGUCUCGCGCAGGAAGUACUACUACCUCUGCAGCUACGGCCUCCCCGCCAUCAUCGUCGCCAUCUCCGCCGCCAUCGACUACCGCAGCUACGGCUACAAGAAAGCCUGCUGGUUGCGUCUGGACAACUACUUCAUCUGGACGUUCAUUGGUCCCGUCUCUCUAAUCAUUCUGUUCAAUCUGGUGGUGCUGAUGGUCACACUGCACAGGAUGAUCCGCCAGUCCACCGUCCUCAAACCAGACUCCAGCCGCUUCGACAACAUCAAGUGUUGGACUGUGAGCUCUGUGAUGCUGCUGCUGCUGGUGUCUCUGACGUGGGCCUUUGGCCUCCUCUUCCUCACGGAGAACAGCGUGGUCAUGGCCUACCUCUUUACCUCCUUUAACGCCCUGCACGGCCUCUUCAUCUUCAUCUUCCACUGCGCCCUGCAGAAGAAGGUCCAUAAGGAGUAUAGUAAGUGCUUGCGUCACUCCCCCUGCUGUGGCCACUCCUCCAGCUCCGCCUCCCACGGCUCCCUCAAGAGCUCCGCCCACCGGGGAAACAGCCGUUACUACGGCGGCAGCCAAUCACGUCAUGCCCCUGCACACAGACAGAGUCGGAUCAGACGCAUGUGGAAUGACACCGUCCGCAGACAAACCGAGUCUUCCUUCAUGGCGGCAGACAUGAACAACACCCCCACCCUCAACCGAGGCACCAUGGGCAAUCACCUUUUGACCAAUCCGGUGCUCCAGACUCGCGCUGGCACCUCCCCCUACAACACCUUAUUGGCCGAGACCUUCAAUCCUCCCUCCCCCGCUGUGUUCAACCCUUCUUCACCUGCAGUGUUCAACUCCACAGGAACAUACAGAGACUCAAAGGGGACCUUGUCUCGCAGCCGUGAGUCCAGCGGACUGGAGGGCGUGCGUCUGAAUGGCAACUACAACAACAGCUAUUCGCUGCACGGCGUGGGUGGCGGCAGCACCGACUUUCUAGGGGUGGGCGGAUCUGUCCAAGGGGCGUGUCUGGGGAGCACUGCUCCACCCUUGCUGACCCGAGAGGGGCGGAGCACAGCGGCGCUGCGGAGGAGGAGGAGGAGGAGGGAUGCGGAGGAACCUAUCGGACGCCGCCGCCCUGGAGAAGAUGAUCAUCUCCGAGCUGGGCAACGGGAACCGCCCCAGCGACCCUUGCCCCGCCCACCGCCGCCGCCCCCUGACGAUGAGGACGAGCUCCUCUACAAGGCCCUGGAGAAGCCCCGCCUACCCGACAAGCCCCGCCUACCAGAGAAGCCCCGCCUCCUGGAGCACCACCACACCCAAUCUGUGUUCUACCAGAGCGAGGAGGAGUCUGAGAGCCUAUCGGCCGAGCUCACGGAGAGCAUGGGCGGAGCCGGCCGGGACGAGACUCUUCCUACCCCGACAGCAGCCUGA
Messenger RNA from Clupea harengus (Atlantic herring), 4322 nucleotides. RefSeq names its product adhesion G protein-coupled receptor L1-like (gene adgrl1b). Gene Ontology annotation, molecular function: carbohydrate binding; G protein-coupled receptor activity; latrotoxin receptor activity. Bases 81 to 4322 code for a protein of 1413 amino acids. Gene Ontology annotation, cellular component: axon; plasma membrane; presynaptic membrane. Gene Ontology annotation, biological process: heterophilic cell-cell adhesion; adenylate cyclase-activating G protein-coupled receptor signaling pathway; cell surface receptor signaling pathway. Lineage: Eukaryota; Metazoa; Chordata; Actinopteri; Clupeiformes; Clupeidae. The record is from RefSeq and is a predicted model, not a curated record. The transcript is spliced from 26 exons.